Messenger RNA from Galdieria sulphuraria, 482 nucleotides. RefSeq lists its product as uncharacterized. The coding region runs from base 8 to 385 and encodes 125 amino acids. Lineage: Eukaryota; Rhodophyta; Bangiophyceae; Galdieriales; Galdieriaceae. The transcript has 3 exons. The record is from RefSeq and is a predicted model, not a curated record.
GCUGACAAUGCAACAAGAACAUAGAGCAGUCAAAGAUUCUUCAGCAGACAAACUUGUAAAAGAGCAGGAAGAUAGUUUGCGACGAAAAUAUGGUAAUUUGCCGGACAAGAGGCAUCUUCUCCAGCAGCGACUCAAGGCAAACCAUAUGCAUGAACGAAAAUUCUUUGACUCUGCAGAUGCAACAUUGGCUAAGCAAGGUAAAGAGCUGGCUGAGGAAGUUGGUGUGGAGCAUGCUUAUCCAACUUCAGAGGACGAAUGCUCAGAUGGCAGCUCUCGUUCAAGUGGAAGCUCUUCUAGAAACCCUCAAACUUUAGCUAAACACCAACAGCACCUGGAAACAGGUCCCACUCAAGCAGAUCCACAGCCAGAAGACUCUGUAAAGUAGAUAGAUUGGAGAGUACUGAAGAUAAGUAUGCUAUUGUUUGAAUCUAUCUAUCCCUCCUCCACGAGAAGAAUACGACUUUGAAAUACGCGACAGAGCC